Messenger RNA from Drosophila gunungcola (fruit fly), 2905 nucleotides. RefSeq names its product cytosolic purine 5'-nucleotidase (gene Nt5b). Gene Ontology annotation, molecular function: 5'-nucleotidase activity. The record is from RefSeq and is a predicted model, not a curated record. Bases 438 to 2621 code for a protein of 727 amino acids. The transcript is spliced from 9 exons. Lineage: Eukaryota; Metazoa; Arthropoda; Insecta; Diptera; Drosophilidae.
CGGGCCAAAAUGUAAACGAAAAUCGAAGGGAAAGCAAAAUUGUUGAUAUGCUAAACAUCGCAUCAUCUGGCAGAAAAACAAGCGGAAAAGCAGUCGGAAAAGCGGUCGCAGUGCCACGAAAAUAGACAACAAAAAAAAUACAAAAAGAGAAACGAGUCCAACCGAAGAAAGAAACGCUGGCCGCUCAUUAUUUUGUGUUUGAUGGAAAUUUUGGAAAACUUUUAAAAACACCGAAAAUCAUCCGGGCAGUGUUGUGUGUGUGUUAUGAAAUCGUGGCCGCGUGCGUGAGUGCAAAAAUAGCUGGAAUAGUUGGGCAAAAACUCAAGAAAUUAAACCCUGAAAAACCCAAAAACUUUCCAUAGUUAUCGUAGAAUCCAGACAGCAAGAAGUUUGUUUCCACACACCAACACACGCACACACCCUUUGUUAAGUUGGCAAUGAGAAACUUACGCCGUUUAACAAACACUUUGCAGUACGGCCAAUUAACAAGCAGAUCCGAAACAACAGCCACCUUAAGAUAUCCAAAUCACACAGCCAAAGUCGCAAUUGUUCAGCUGAGGCUACUGUCCCAGAAAUCGGUUGAGAACAGCGAAAUCAUCAGCAGGGCUAAGGCUAAUUCGCAGGGUAACUUCCACCCAAGGAUCCACACAAUUCACAUCGGUUUCCCAAAUUACCGGCGAAGUCACAACAACAGCAGCAGCAGCAGCAGCAGCAGCAGCAGCAGCUGCAGCAACAGCCUUAAGUUAAGUUGCUUCUAUGCCAGUUUAGGCAAAAUGCAGGCCACGCCCAGCGAAGAUACUCAGCCGCAGGAUCCGCACAAGUCCUUCGAAAGGGACUAUUGCGAUUUGCCGCCCUACCAAUGCGACAUGAGUGAUUCGGCACCGAAUACCCCGGGACCCAGCUCAGCCUCGGCCCUGCCCAAGAAGUAUUACCGCCAAGCGGCCCACAGAGUGUUUGUGAACAGAUCGUUGCAUUUGGAGAACAUCAAGUACUAUGGCUUCGACAUGGACUACACACUGGCAGAGUACAAGUCACCGCAGUACGAGCAACUGGGCUUCAAUCUGGUCAAGGAGCGCCUGGUUUCCAUGGGUUAUCCCAAGGAGAUCCUGCAGUUCGAAUACGAUCCCACUUUUCCGGUUCGCGGCCUGUGGUUCGACACGCUCUACGGCAAUCUGCUGAAAGUGGAUGCCUACGGCAACAUUCUGGUCUGCGUUCAUGGCUUUGAGUUCAUCAAGCAUCACCAGGUGUACGAACUGUAUCCCAACAAGUUCUUGAAACUGGACGAGUCGCGUGUGUAUGUCCUGAACACGCUCUUCAACCUGCCGGAAACCUAUCUUCUGGCCUGUCUCACCGACUUCUUUACCAACAGCAGCGAAUUUGUGCGCGUUGAGCGCGGCAUCAAAGCUGGCGAUUUCCUUUUCACCUACAAGUCGAUUUUCCAGGACGUGCGUCGCGCCGUCGACUGGGUGCAUUCCGAUGGCGAUCUGAAGCGUCGCACCACGCAGAACAUGGCACACUAUGUGAAGAAGGACGAGCGUUUGCCCACGGUCCUGUCGCGCAUUCGCGAAUCGGGCGCCAAAUUGUUCAUGCUGACCAACAGCGACUACACGUACACCAACGAGAUCAUGACCUACCUGUUCGACUUCCCACAUGGCGCCACGCCGGAGGAGCCGCACCGCGACUGGAAGUCCUACUUCGAUGUGAUCGUGGUGGAUGCCCGCAAGCCGCUCUUCUUCGACGAGGGCACCGUUCUGCGGCAGGUGGACACCAAGACGGGCGGCCUGAAGAUCGGCACCCACAUUGGACCGUUGCAGCCGGGCCAGGUGUAUUCGGGCGGAUCCUGUGAGCUCUUCACCAAGUUCAUCAAUGCCAAGGGCAAGGAUGUGCUCUACGUGGGCGAUCACAUCUUUGGCGAUAUUCUCAAAUCGAAGAAGAUACGCGGGUGGCGAACAUUCUUGAUUGUGCCCGAAUUGGUGCGGGAGCUGCAUGUGUGGACGGAUGAGUGCCAGCUUUUUGCGGAGCUCCAGAAUUUGGACAUCAAGCUGGGCGAUCUCUACAGGGAUCUCGAUUCGAGUGCCAAGGUCAAGCCGGACAUUUCGCAGCUGCGCACCUGCAUCCGCGAUGUGACGCACAAGAUGGACAUGUCCUACGGCAUGAUGGGCUCGCUCUUCCGCUCCGGAUCGCGUCAGACCUUCUUCUCCAGCCAGGUGGUGCGGUAUGCCGACGUCUACGCGGCCACCCUGCUCAACCUCAUCUACUACCCCUUCUCGUACAUGUUCCGCGCUCCGGCCAUGCUCCUGCCACACGAGUCGACGGUGGCCCACGACCAGGCCCACCAGCCUCCGCCUCCGCUGGCACCUGCUCCUGGUACUGCUACUGCUCCUGGAUCCGCCUCGGCGGCAGCAUCCUCCCCGGACGAGCCGGCGCGCAUUGUGGCCGGCACCGAGCAGGCCAAGGACACCAAGGAUUUGCAUCGCGCCAGCUCCAUUGUGCACACUCGACCCUCCACGCCCACCGUGGUGACCCACACCCAUGACGAGGACUACUCCGAGGAGGAGGAGACGCCCAGUGGUGCCGAAUCUUCGACGGAGCAGCCGCUGCGCGAUGUGUCCGAAGAUUAGGAACCGCGACCCAAAACCCCAGCAGGAAUGUUUGCAUCAACGAAUUUUCUUCUCAAACUUCCCAGAUGUCCCAAAAAGAAACACAGAAACCCAUCCGUGGUCGAAGCAAUUGUGAAACGUACGAUUUUCCCUGGCGAUUUUACCCAAAACACAGAUAUGUGAAAUUAUAUAUAUACCAUAUAUGAUAUAUACAUUAUACAUUAUACAUUAGCUGGUUCCAUACAUGUAAUGUGUAUUUUUUUUUAAAUUAAAACUAUAAAUUGCUGUAAUUGAAAGAAAACAAA